AUGUCGACCCGUUUGAGGGAGCUGAUCAGGUCCGUUCGCGCGUGCAAGACCGCGGCGGAGGAGCGCGCCUUGGUCGCCAAGGAAUCCGCCGCCAUCCGCGCGUCCCUGAAGGAUGCCGAGGCGCACUACUCGCACCGCAACGUCGCCAAGCUGAUGUACCUGCACAUGCUCGGGUACCCGACGCACUGGGGGCAGAUGGAGUGCGUCACGCUGAUCGCGCGCGCGUCGUUUCCGGAGAAGAGGAUCGGCUACCUCGGCCUGAUGGUGCUGCUCGACGAGCGACAGGAGGUGACGAUGAUGGUCACCAACACGAUCAAGAACGAUCUGAAGCACCGCAACCACUUCAUCGCCGGCUUAGCGUUGUGCGCCCUGGGGAACAUAUGCACCGCCGAGAUGGCGCGCGACGUCGCCCCGGAGGUUGCCUCCCUGCUGCACAGCAAGAACAGCUACGUCCGCAAGAAGGCUGCGCUGUGCAGCGUCCGCAUCGUGAAGAAAGUUCCCGACCUAGCCGACGAGUUUGUGCCGGGCACCUCGGAGUUGCUCUCCGACAGGCACCACGGCGUUUUACUCUGCGCGGUGACCCUGGCGCUGGAGCUGUGCGUCCUGGACCAGGCGCACGUGACGCACUUUCGAAAGCACGUCCCGGUGCUGGUGAAGAUUUUGAUGUCUUUAAUCCGAGCCGGGUACUCGGCGGAACACGACGUGGGCGGACACGCGGAUCCGUUUUUGCAGGUGAAGCUGCUCCGGCUGCUCGCCAAGCUCGGCGCGGGGGACGCUGACGCCAGCGACGCCAUGUCGGACGUCCUCGCCAACGUCGCGUCCAACACCGACGGCUCCAAGAACGCGGGGAACGCCAUCCUCUACGAAGCCGUCAACGCGAUCAUCGGGACGGAAUCCGUGGGCGGCCUUCGGGUGCUGGCGGUGAACAUACUCGGAAGGUUCCUCGGCAACAAGGACAACAACAUCCGGUACGUCGCGCUCAACACCCUCGCCAAGGUGGUCGCGGUGGACACGCAGGCGGUUCAGAGGCACAGGCACACCAUCGUCGAGUGCGUCAAGGAUUCCGACGUCACGAUCCGAAGGUCGGCGCUGCAACUCGUGUACGCGCUCGUGAACGAUUCAAACAUCAAGACGCUCGCGAAGGAACUCCUGGAUUACCUCGGCGUCGCCGACGUGGAGUUCAAAUCCGAUCUCACCAGGCGGAUCGCCCAGCUCAUCACCAAGUACGCGCCCGAUCGCAGGUGGCACGUGGACACGAUGGUCGAGCUGUUGAGCAAGGGUGGAUCCUACGUGGCGGAGGAGGAGGCUCGGGAUUUCAUCGUCUUGAUCACAAACUCUCCGGAGCUUCAGGGUUACGCGGGCAGGGCGCUGUUCCGCGCGGCGUUCGAGUCCGAGCAGCACUCCAACCGCUUCCAGCUCAGCGCCGUCGCCGCGUGGGUUCUCGGAGAGUACGGCGACGCCGUCGUCGCCCAGUCCACCAGGCUGCAGGGUGAGGUUCACACGGUCAUCGCAGAGGCGGAUGUCGUCAAGCUGCUGGAGUCGAUCCUCGGCGAUUACCACGCCCCGACAGCGGUGAAGCAGGUGGCGAUCACCGCGCUCGCGAAGCUGGGCACCAGGUUCAAGACGCAGACGAGCGCGGUGCGGGGCGCGAUGGGCAAGGUUGGCACGAGCGCCAACGUCGAGCUGCAGCAGCGAGCGUCUGAGUUUUGCGGGAUAUUCGACCGAGGGCCCGCUCUGGCGGUGCCGCUGCUGGAGCGGCUCCCGCCGUUCGUGAUGAAGUCGAAGGAGGCGCUGCACGGCGUGGCGGGGCGGGGGAAACACGAGGGGACGGCCGUCCAUUCGGCUCCGGGCGGCGGCGGCGGCACAGCUGGCGGCGUGGGAGACCUACUCGGGGACUUCGCGGGACUGGACGAUUCGGUCCCCUCGUCGGCGGCGGCGGGCGGGACGGGCGGGGGCGCGGACCUGCUCGGAGAUCUCAUGGCCGGAUACGACGCGACGCCCGGAUACGCGGCGACGCCGACGGGCGCGUCGGUCGAUCCGCUGGCGGACCUCAUGGGGGGCGUGUCGAUGCAGCCGACGACGACGGCGACGGCGGCGGAUCCGUUUGCCGGCGGGGCGGCGGCGGCGGACCCUCUCGGGGAUCUCAUGGGCACGGGUGCGCCGUUGCUCGCGCCGCAGACGCGGCCGCAGCCCGCGGCCGAUCCUCUCGCGGAUCUCAUGGGGGGCAUCGCGGCGACGCCCGCGGCGCCGCCUCCGAUGAACGCGGCGGCUUUCGACGGAGCACCGCCCGCCGCGACUCCGUCGUUCAUCGCCUUCGCCAAGGAUGGGGUGGAGGUUUCGUUCGUCUGCGCGAAGCCCGACCCGAUGGACCCGUCCAAGACGACGGUGACGGCCACGACGGUGAACCGAGGCGGCGUCCCCUUGCUCGGGUACGUGCUGCAAGCCGCGGUGCCCAAGACGAUGUCGCUGUCGAUGCGGGCGGCUUCGGGCGAUUCGAUACCGGCGAAUGGAACGGUGACGCAGAGGCUCGACGUGACGAAUUCGCAGCACGGGACGAAGGCGCUGGCGAUGCGGCUGAGGUUGGCGUGGAACGCGGGCGGGGCGGCGGUGGUGGAGCAGGCGACCGUCGACUUUCCUCCCGGAUUGUGA
This is a messenger RNA of Micromonas commoda, 2649 nucleotides long. RefSeq lists its product with no specific name. The coding region runs from base 1 to 2649 and encodes 882 amino acids. The transcript is spliced from 2 exons. Gene Ontology annotation, molecular function: clathrin-cargo adaptor activity. The record is from RefSeq and is a predicted model, not a curated record. NCBI's taxonomy places the organism in Eukaryota, Viridiplantae, Chlorophyta, Mamiellophyceae, Mamiellales, Mamiellaceae. Gene Ontology annotation, biological process: receptor-mediated endocytosis; Golgi to vacuole transport; intracellular protein transport. Gene Ontology annotation, cellular component: Golgi apparatus; AP-1 adaptor complex; membrane coat.